Molecule: messenger RNA, 1651 nt
Organism: Condylostylus longicornis
Lineage: Eukaryota; Metazoa; Arthropoda; Insecta; Diptera; Dolichopodidae
Gene: FucTB
Product: alpha-(1,3)-fucosyltransferase B
Exons: 6
Coding region: 61-1350 (429 amino acids)
Cellular component (GO): membrane
Molecular function (GO): alpha-(1->3)-fucosyltransferase activity
Source: RefSeq, a predicted model, not a curated record
UUUAGUUGUUUUGACAUUAUUAAUACAAAAUGUUUUAGCUAGAGAAAAAAAUAUUUAAUAAUGCGCUAUAAAAAAUUAUUUAUAUAUAUUUUGUUGUCUUCAUUAGGUGUAUUGCUUUUAUUUUAUUUAAAUCGAAAAUCGACUGAAAAUCAUUCCAAAAAUUUUAGCAAUAAAAUUCCAAUUAUACUAUGGUGGACAAGUAUUAUUCCCAAUUAUGAUAGAUCAAUGGAAUGUGGUUUCGCAUCUUGUCGAUUUACUGUGGAUAGGAGCCUUUUAAAUAAUGAAAAUACAAAGGCAAUAGCAUUUUAUGGAUCCAAUUUAAGUGUAACAGACUUACCUUUACCCCGAUCAAAAGAUCAUCUAUGGGCCUUGUACCACGAAGAAUCACCAAAAAAUGUUCCAUUUUUAUAUAGCAAAAAUAUUUUUAAACAUUUUAAUAUAACUUCAACUUUUAGUAGAUAUAGCAGUAUGCCUUUAACCGUGCAGUAUUUAAACAAUUAUGAUUCAUUAAGAACUCGAAAAUAUUUAGUUCCAAUUGGAGAAAAAAGUAAAUUACGAAAUAAAUUGGCACCAGUUGUAUUUCUACAAUCCAUUUGCGAUACAAUGUCAGGAAGGAAUGAAUAUGUUAAAGAACUUAUGAAAUAUAUUGAUGUUGAUUCAUAUGGCAAAUGUUUAAAUAAUCGAGAAAUGCCGGAUUCCUUAACGAAUGAAUAUUUACAAACGCUGAAUACGGAUGAACUUUAUACAUUUUUAGCUCGUUAUAAAUUUGUUAUAUCGUAUGAAAAUGGAGUAUGUAAUGAUUAUAUAACUGAAAAAUUUUGGAGGCCUUUGAUUAUAGGUUCAAUUCCCAUUUAUUUCGGUUCACCGACAAUCAAGGAUUGGAUGCCAAAUCCAAAAUCUGUGAUUUUAAUUGAAGAUUAUAAAAGCCCUAAGGAUUUAGCAAAUUUUCUAAAAAAAUUAGAUAAAGAUGAUAUUGAAUAUAAUCAAUAUUUAAACCAUAAAUACUCACAGGAAGAUCCAAUCUCAAAUAAUUUAUUAAAAAAAACAUUGCUUGAAAAAGAAUAUGAUACUAGCGAUGAUAUUUUCAAUUCUUUUGAAUGUUUUAUUUGUAAGAAAAUUCAUAGUUAUUUUGAAGCCAUUGCAACUUCAAAUCAUUAUGAUUGUGAAAAUGGUACAAAAUAUCCUAAAAUGAAGACUGAGUUUAAAGAAUGGAACUCCUGGGAAAGUAUUAUAAAAUCUGGAAAAUGUGAAGGAGAUGUUCUUGAUAAAUUUUUGAUAAGAAAUAAACCAUUUACGGAAAAAGAUUUUCAUUUGGAAAUAGAAAAAAUGUUUAUACAAGGACAAUGUUAAUUUUGUUUUUUUUUUAGAAUAUUAACAUUUUAAAAUUAUUUAAUUAAUAUAAAAUAUUAUACCACCAUUUAAAAUUAUUCUCAUUAUUUUUGUUAAAAAAGUUUCCAUAUUCAAAAUAUAAUUAGUAAAAUGUAUAAAGUCAUUAUUCAUUAUUUUUGUUAGAAAAAUAGAAAGUAUUUUAAUAAAAUAAAAAAAUAUGUGAUAAAAUUAGAACAUUGUAAUCAUGAUGAUUCAUUAAGGUUUUCUGUAUCAUUUAAUAUAUUCACUUUUUUCUUUUGGUUUUUUCUUUAUUUUUUGCGAU